Aspergillus puulaauensis is the source of this 1770-nucleotide messenger RNA. RefSeq names its product CocE/NonD family hydrolase. Gene Ontology annotation, molecular function: dipeptidyl-peptidase activity. Bases 1 to 1770 code for a protein of 589 amino acids. The transcript has a single exon. Lineage: Eukaryota; Fungi; Ascomycota; Eurotiomycetes; Eurotiales; Aspergillaceae. The record is from RefSeq and is a predicted model, not a curated record.
AUGACCGUGAAGUUCAACGUCGCCAUCCCCAUCGAAGAGCUCAAGGCCCCCGAACUCGGGCACGGCGGGUACGAGGGCCUGAACCCUCGGUCUGAGAUCCUACCGCAAGGCCACACAACCGCAGCCGGAAGACGCGCUCUACCAUGCGAUAUCCAGGUUGAUCACGAUGUCGCUAUCGUCGUGCGAGACGGCUGCACAUUGUACGCUGAUAUCCAUCGCCCCCCCGAUUCACCCAGCCUGCACCGGUCCACCCCCGCCAUCGUCUGCUGGGGUCCGUUCGGGAAGAAAUUCAACGGCAUCGAAUCCCUGCGGCUCAUGACGCCGUGGAAUCUAGGGAUACCGGAUGGAACGCUGAGCGGGCUCGAGAAAUUCGAGGCGCCGGAUCCAGCGGAGUUUGUGCCGCGCGGGUAUGCGAUUGUCAAUGUCGACUCGCGCGGCGCGUUUGAUUCCCAGGGCCGCAUGGCGAUCAUGGGCACGCAGGAAGCGCAGGAUGGAUAUGAUGUGAUUGAAUGGAUUGCGCAGCAGCAGUGGUGUAAUGGGAGUGUGGGGAUGGCGGGGAACUCGCAUCUGGCUAUCAUCCAGUGGUUUAUUGCGGCGCUGCAGCCGCCGUCGUUGAAGGCUAUUGCCCCUUGGGAGGGCUGUGGGGAUCUCUACCGCGAGCAGUUUGCCCGGGGGGGUAUAUAUGGCGGGGAUUUGUUCGACCAUCUUAUUGUUAAGUAUAUGCUGCGUGGGCGGCAGGGGAUGGAGAGCUUUCGGGAGAUGUAUAAGCAGCACCCGCUUGCCUCGGACUGGUGGAAUGACAAGAGGCCUGAUAUGAGGAAGAUCAAUAUUCCAACGUAUAUCACCGGGACCUGGACGAAUACCAUGCACGGCAUGGGUGCCAUUCGCGGCUUGGUGGAGGUGCAGUCGCCGCAUAAAUGGCUGCGCUGGCAUCCUUACCAGGAAUGGUACGAUCUAUGGGGAAACCCAGACGCAACCACUGAGCUGCUUAGUUUCUUCGACCGGUAUUUAAAAGGCGUGGAGAAUGGCUGGGAAGAUACUCCGCGCGUCAGGAUGGCCAUUCUGCGGUACGGCGAGAGCAAUCCGAUAGCCAACAUCGCCGAGCCGGACUUUCCAUUACCACGCACCGUCUAUCGCAAGGCGUACCUUGACAAGGAGGGCUUGCUUCUGGACCAGCCGUCAUCAACCUCAGGGGCAGUCUCUUAUAACCCCGAAGAUCCCGGAGAUACGGCCAAGUUCACGUACACGUUCGCCCAGCGCACGCAGCUGGUCGGCAUCCCCAAGGCCGUGCUCUACAUGCGGUGCGACGACUACGACGACAUGGACGUUUUCGUGGUCCUGAGCAAGCUGUCUGCGUCUGGGGAGCUCAUGUAUAACCUCAAUAUACCGUGGAAAGGCCUGCCCGUGUCGUCUAUUGAUGAAAUCCCAUCCGACAAGCGGACAGAGGUUAUCCUCUACCAAGGCCCAACGGGGAUUCUUCGCGCAUCGAACCGCGCGAUCGACAGUGCCAAAUCCAUGCAUCCGAACUGGCCAUUAUACACACACGAAAAGGAAGACAAGAUCAAGCCUGGCACAGUCACGCGUUUGGAAAUCGGGAUCUGGGGAAUGGGGGUGGAGUAUGAAGCAGGCGAGAGUCUGCAGCUGCGCGUCAGUGGGCAUUACCAGGGGAUUUCGAAUUUCGGGACACCCGACCAUGUCAGGAAUAAAGGAUUUCAUUGGGUUCAUACUGGGGGGGAGUAUGACAGUCAUUUGGUGUUGCCGUUUGUAUAG